This is a messenger RNA of Salvia hispanica, 987 nucleotides long. NCBI's taxonomy places the organism in Eukaryota, Viridiplantae, Streptophyta, Magnoliopsida, Lamiales, Lamiaceae. The record is from RefSeq and is a predicted model, not a curated record.
AUGACCAAAGGUUUUGGAGAGAAACUAGGCCAAGGAGGCUAUGGUGAUGUUUACAAAGGAAAACUCCGAAGUGGAAAUAAAGUAGCAGUAAAAAUGCUAAGAAAUUUAGGAGGAAAUGAGCAUGACUUCAUGAAUGAAAUUGCAACUAUUGGAAGGAUCCACCAUGUCAAUGUGGUGAAACUUGUUGGAUACUGUGCACACGGAUCCAAACGUGCCCUUGUGUUUGAUUUCAUGUCAAAUGGUUCCUUGGACAAGUACCUAUUCAAUCAAGAGAAAAUGAAUUCUUUGAAUUGGGCUAAGAAAUUUGAGAUUGCAGCGGGAGUGGCUCGAGGGAUUGAGUAUUUGCACCGAGGUUGUGACAUCCAGAUUCUGCAUUUUGACAUCAAACCUCACAAUGUGCUUCUCAAUGAUAACUUCAUCCCAAAAGUAUCAGAUUUUGGGCUUGCGAAAUAUUUCUCCAAAGAAAAGAACAGUGUGACCUUGACCGCAGCCAGAGGUACCAUAGGCUAUGUUGCUCCGGAAUUGAUCAACAGAGGCAUUGGCACAAUCUCAUACAAAGCUGAUGUGUAUAGUUUUGGAAUGAUGCUAAUGGACAUAGUUGGCUUAAAGAGAGAUUUGGUUGGAAACAAUGAUAGUUCUAGCAAGUAUUUUCCGUAUUGGAUAUAUGAUCACAUCAACCAAGGCAAGGACUAUACUGAAAUUGCAUGUGUUGAUAAAAAUGACGGCACGAGGGAAGUUUGUCGAAAGAUGACAAUAGUUGCAUUGUGGUGCAUACAAAUGAAUCCAGGUGAUCGUCCUUCGAUGAAUGAAGUGUUGAAAAUGUUGGAAGGAGAUGUUGAGCAUCUACGGAUUCCUGAAUAUCCAUCUCAGUCAACGCAGACAGUAGCAAAUGUGGAUCAAACAGGAACUACAUGUUCGUCUGAUUAUGUGUCAUUUCCACACCAUGAUGAUUCUUUUCCCAGUGUGGAGAUCACUGUGCAAGAGUGA